UCGCGAAAACAAACUGCGAUUCAAAAUAGCCGUCGGCGGCGACGGCGUUCCCAGAGGCAAGACGCGCGUCAAGGACGCUGCACGCCGAGGGAGUCAAAUCUCGGAGCUCUAGAGAACAUGUCUGGUCCGUACCUUUACUCGGAUCUUCCACCACCUCGGUCAUCGCGCCGUGGGGACGCCCGUCCGCGCGCCAGAUCCGGGGUGCCGCCUUUUUUUUCUCGCGCGCGAACGAUCGCUGACCUCUGCUCCGCCCCACCCUCACCAAACCGACAGAAGAGGACAAGCGCGACGAUUCCUCCGACGAGGAGGAGGAGAAGAACGCGCCGCAGAUCGAGGAGGAGGACUCCGACGACGAAGACUCCGACGACGAGGAGCCCGUCGCCAAGAAGGCCAAGGUUGAGGGCAAAGACAAGAAGAAGAAAAAGAAGAAGUCCAAGGGAUCGGACGACGACGACAGCGUCAACUCCGACGUCGUCGAGGACCUGUCGGGCGACGAGGUGGACACGUCGAACAUCAUCGAGGGAGGUCGAAGGUCCAGGAAGGGACGGGCCACCGUUUUCACCUACACCGCCACCGAUUUGGCCGAGGACUCCGACGAGGACUAGGUCGCCUCAGACCUGGAGCGCGUUUCAUCAAUUUCUUCACUGCAGCUUUUACACUCACCCCGUCACGGCGACUCGUCCUGACUGAGAGGACCUGGGCAAGUUUCUCCGGUCUCGUGCCUCGCUCGCUCGCGCUCGGCUCGGUCGG
Molecule: messenger RNA, 750 nt
Organism: Micromonas commoda
Lineage: Eukaryota; Viridiplantae; Chlorophyta; Mamiellophyceae; Mamiellales; Mamiellaceae
Exons: 1
Coding region: 118-690 (190 amino acids)
Source: RefSeq, a predicted model, not a curated record